GUAGCCGCUAUCACAUGAAGGAGUGAAUAGAUUUGCAAGCUUAGAACUGCUUAUCGAUUUUUAGAGUAGAAUAAUUCUACGAUUUCUGUGCAACUAUUAAAUAAUGAACAGUAUUGGUGAUAAUUGUACCGAGCUAAAGAAAAAGUACGAUAGCUGCUUUAAUCAAUGGUUCUCGGAACGGUUUCUCAAAGGUGAUACGGACGAUUCGGUGUGCGCUCCGUUGUUUAAAGUAUACCAGCAAUGUGUGAAGGACGCCAUGAAGGUUCAGCAUAUCGAGUUCAAGGAAGUUGAAAGUGAUGUUUUGGGAUCGGAAAGGGAGCAAAAGGUUCCACCGAAAUCCGGUAGCAGCAGCAGUUGACCCUAGAGCAGCAACAGGUAUUGCCUUUCCAGCGACGAGCGCCGGAUGCCAACAACAACAACCAUUCUCCCAGCUUCACGGACUUGGUGUGCGCUGAUUUAUUGGGGUUGCGAAUGACGAUGGGCAAGUUAACGCGUGAUAUUAAAUGUGAACUUGUACUCUUUCCCCUGGCAUCAUUUUCCAAACAUACGAAACAGAAUGACUAUAUUCGUUUCUAGUCGAAAGGUGAAAAAAUAUUUACGAUAAAUCUGUCGUUGAUGUACGUAAGUUUUUACUUUAGUUAAAAGUAGUAGUAGUAGUUCGCGUUUAAGAAUAACAGUUGCUUUAUUUAGUUAUU
Molecule: messenger RNA, 695 nt
Organism: Sabethes cyaneus
Lineage: Eukaryota; Metazoa; Arthropoda; Insecta; Diptera; Culicidae
Product: TP53-regulated inhibitor of apoptosis 1-like
Exons: 2
Coding region: 104-358 (84 amino acids)
Source: RefSeq, a predicted model, not a curated record